This is a messenger RNA of Python bivittatus (Burmese python), 3797 nucleotides long. The record is from RefSeq and is a predicted model, not a curated record. NCBI's taxonomy places the organism in Eukaryota, Metazoa, Chordata, Lepidosauria, Squamata, Pythonidae.
GAACUGUCUUUUUUUUUUUUUUUUCCUGCCUCCUUCUCUGGGUCCCUGCAGUAUGUGGUCCGCAGCUGACCAAUUCCCCCACUGUGAUUGUGAUGGUUGGACUCCCGGCUCGUGGGAAAACCUACAUUUCCAAAAAACUCACCCGCUACCUCAACUGGAUCGGCGUGCCCACAAAAGUGUUUAACGUUGGCGAGUAUCGUCGCGAGGUUGUGAAGCAUUACAGCUCUUACAACUUCUUCCGUCCCGACAAUGAGGAAGCUAUGAAAGUCCGCAAACAAUGUGCCUUAAGUGCCUUGAGAGAUGUCAAACUCUAUCUGUCUGACGAAGGUGGUCAGAUUGCGGUUUUUGAUGCCACCAACACAACGCGUGAGAGGAGAUCAAUGAUCCUGAAUUUUGCCAAAGAAAAUGGAUACAAAGUGUUCUUCAUUGAAUCCAUCUGCAAUGACCCAACUGUGGUUGCUAGUAACAUCAUGGAAGUCAAGCUGUCCAGCCCAGAUUAUAAGGACUGCAACUCAACUGAUGCUAUGGAAGAUUUCAUGAAGAGAAUCAGCUGCUAUCAAUCCAGUUACCAGCCUCUUGAUCCAGACGGAUACGACAGAGAGUUAUCACUUAUCAAAGUGAUUGAUGUUGGUCGAAGAUACCUGGUGAACAGGGUCCAAGAUCACAUCCAAAGUCGAAUUGUCUACUAUCUGAUGAACAUCCACGUACAGCCCCGUACCAUCUACUUGUGUCGACACGGCGAGAGUGAAUUCAACCUCAAAGGGAAAAUUGGUGGUGACUCAGGGCUGUCCAGCAGAGGCAAGAAGUUUUCCAGCGCGCUGAAUAAUUUUGUCCAAGACCAAAACCUGAAAGACCUCAAAGUAUGGACCAGCCAUCUAAAGAGGACAAUCCAGACAGCAGAAGCUCUUGAUCUGCCCUACGAGCAGUGGAAGGCUUUGAAUGAAAUUGACGCUGGUGUGUGCGAAGAGAUGACUUACGAUGAAAUCAAGGAAAAGUAUCCAGAAGAAUUUGCCCUACGCGACCAGGACAAAUAUUAUUACCGCUACCCAUCUGGAGAGUCCUAUCAAGAUCUGGUGCAGAGGCUGGAGCCAGUGAUCAUGGAGCUUGAAAGACAGGAAAAUGUCCUUGUUAUUUGUCAUCAGGCCGUCAUGCGGUGCCUGUUGGCUUACUUCCUCGACAAAAGUGCAGAAGAAAUGCCGUAUCUGAAAUGUCCUCUCCACACAGUCCUGAAGCUGAGUCCUGUAGCUUAUGGUUGCAGAGUGGAGUCCAUAUAUUUGAACGUGGAAGCUGUGAACACUCACCGGGACAGACCAGAGGAUGCAAAGAAGGGACCUAAUGCGAUCAUGAGACGCAAUAGUGUCGUCCCUCUGGCCAGCCCCGACCCCAUCAAAAAACCUCGCAUGAACAGGUUCGAGGAACACGCUCCUGCUUCCGCUGCCAUGCCAAUCCAUUCCUGCCUACCCCCGGAAGGGGCGGUCCAGCAUCCCGCACAAAACCUGAACUGUUCCCAGACGCAAUCUUGAACGACUUUCGGCGGUGUUUCAGGAACCGCGGGUGGAAGCCAAGCGCCACGGCGUCACUCAUUUCCGAAACUUGCAGUCUGCUCCACGUCUCCGUUCAACUCCAGGUCUAACUUUUGUUGAUGAUCUCCAUCGCUGGUUAUCUUGCCUUCUUGGGCUUAAGAAAAUGGAGCUGCGGAAGGAGGAAAUACCAGGAAACGCGAGAGAGAAGAGAGAUGGGGGGAAAAAAAAAGGAAAAGAGACUUAGUUCAUCAGCAUAUAAACUGUGGAUCCAAACCUGAUUUUAAAGCUGUUUUUUUCUUCAUCUGCCCCACUUUGGUAGACUUUAGCAAGCACCAAAGUGCUCCUGUGCACACCAUCUGUCCCAAGUCCUGGUGGGUGUUGUUCUUUUUUUCUUACGCGACAAGAAAGCUUCCCUUGCAGGAAAACACUGUGAGAUCCCAGCUGGUCUAAGAUAAAGGGUCAAUGUAGGUGGGCUGUAGCUAAAUCAGUGUAGCAAAGGGGAGAUAAAAGGUGUCCUUGGUUAUAUCUGUGGGUCUGUUCCAUCACGUUGGUUUUCACUUCGGAUGUUUACCGAGAGAAGGGAUUCUCCCGUAAUUUUAGCUGUUGUUUCGAACUGGCCCAAGAGAGACCCGAUAGCUUGUUCACAGACCUGGCAGAGAAGAGGAAUAGAGGCCGAACGUGUGGAAGAGCGAUGAUUAAAGGGCGUUUGUAGUUCCACGGAGCAUAUGCACAAACCAGACUUUGUAAGUUAGCGCCUCCCAUCUCAUCUAGGGGCGCAUAAAAAGUUCCGUCCCUGAACAUCCCAGUCCCCACACGGAUUGCGUUCUGGCCCUGCUCUGGGAUGUUUUUUUGUGACGUGUAUGACACUUUGCACACCUUUGCUUCUUUUCUUGGGGGGGUGGGGGACGUCCCACUCAGGAAGGACCCCAGCCCAUUUUUAAGUCCAGUGUUAUAGAUGCACUGGUCAUCUUUUCAGCCCUGCGGGUGUGGUUCUGCUCCACCUUGCCUCCCCCCGCCCCCCGGUUUGUGUCUCUGGCUUGUGGGAAGGUCUGUUUGGAGACCACUGAAGGCUUAACAUGCAUAUUUAUGUACGAGCAGCUCAUGGUGCAAACAGGGCGUGUGCAUGUCGACCAAUGAGUGAGCCUUCGGCAACGGGGUCACUCGUGGAGGUCUGCAAAUCAGAGCCCACGGGGCUGUUUUUUCCAGCUUUCCCCUCUUGAGUUAGCCACUGACAAUGGUUUCCCUCAAAAACGUAUCCAGCAUACGUCUGUCUUGGAAAGUUUUUGUAUCAAGGAGAGGGAGAGAACUGCAGGGGUAUAGUUUCUUCCUAAUGAGUGGCCAAUAGAAAUGUAACCGUGAAGAGUGUGAUGUGCCCCAAUGCAUUAGAACAGCACGUAGGACAAGGUAGAGGUUGGUUUUGUUUGGGUAGGUCGAUUAUCGUGGGCCUCCUGGGCCCCCCCUUUUUUAUUUGUUGAAAUGUUAGUAGUAGUAGUAUUUUAAGUGAUCAUUUCACUAGUUUUGAAGUACUUCUGAGCAAGUUCGCCUUCCUUUUGACCAGAGCUUCUCCUGCUGACUUUUCAGCCAUUCUUCAGUUUCCCAGUUAUGCCCCCAAAUCCUCAGCUGACCGCCAGCUCAAAUCAAGUGAAAGCUUAAAAAAACCAACCAAGCCUAACCUAAUUUAAAACGUAGUUAGGUCUUUGAGGACUUGAUGUCCUUCAGCCGAACUGAGCUGGAACUACCGUCGUGCAGUGGGCGUUGCCUGGCUAGCUGGGGAUGAGGGGUGUUGUAGUCGCGAGCUUUGGAAAGGAAAGCCGGUGCCGACGUUACGCUACGAUGUGAGCAAAGACGGAUGCUGAGGCUGAAAAGUAACGGUAGCCUUGUUUUGCACGUAAGCCCCCUUUAAAACUGAAUUGUGCUACCAAAGUUUUGCUGAAAAGGCUCUCCUGGAUGAGCCAACAUGGGAGUUGGACAGUUCAUGGGCAGGUUGGGGUCUGCUGGAGGAGGGCAGACAGUUGCCUUGCGUGGUAAUCUUGCAGGGCAAUAAAGGUGGUUUUAUUUCCAAAAUAAAGGAUUGCUUGAGCAAGGCCCGAGGUGUUGACUUGCUAAUCCGAGAUGGUUUAUAUGUGUAUAGUAAUGCUAAAUGUAGAUGAAAGGCUCUUUCUGCUUGUUAUGAUAAUUUGUUUUGGUUUUGGUUUUUUUAAAAGACAUUCUUUAUUCUGAAUGUUUUUGGAGCUUGUAUAUGCCUGAGCACACGAGAUUAAUCUUUUUUUUUUU